CUGACAUAAUGUGGUUCAAAAAUAACGGCGAGACCUUGAAGCGAAUAAACGAUGAUUUUAAACAUGAAGUCAACAAGAUUGCAGUUUAUCCUGGACAUAAUAGGAAAGAGGGUGACCUCUGGAUGACCUUGAGGAUUAUGCAGCUUCAGCAGGAUGAUUACGGCAACUACACAUGCGCGGGCGAGAACAUUUACGGGAGGGGCAGUGACAUAGUGACACUCUUCCAUACCCCAACGUGUCAGGGGCCAGCAUGCGGUUUUGAAACGUCUGACAGAAAUUCUGCUGGAUCUGUGGUUGCUACGAAACUGUAUGCAAUCACCAUGGCAACGUUAGUAACAAUAUGGCGGAUAUUCUGAGGAGAAAUGAACACUUUUGAUGGAAUCAACGUCAACAUAGAAAUUCGCCAAUAUGAGUGAUCUUAGCCCGGCCUUCUGAUGGCGAAUCUGUGCUUGACCCAGCGCCUGACCUGGAUGAUGAUUGGUCAAAACCUCUACCCACGCCCCACUCGUGACGUAUUCUCAAAUCAUACAUGUACCGUUUUUAUUUGUACAUGCUCCAUAAAUAGACGCAGUAGUUGUGUUUCUAAAUGAUACUCUGCACGAAAUAUGACCAAACCGAGUGGGAUAUACUUUCCAUUAGAUUGUGCCUAUUUUAAAACAGCUGAAUGUUUGUGGGUUCCCAAGAACUUUGCGAGACAGCAAAACUGUAUUCUUGAAUUUAGCAAAUCACUCUGACUCACUACCAUCCUGACGUAUCAGGCCA
Molecule: messenger RNA, 762 nt
Organism: Lineus longissimus
Lineage: Eukaryota; Metazoa; Nemertea; Pilidiophora; Heteronemertea; Lineidae
Exons: 3
Coding region: 9-356 (115 amino acids)
Source: RefSeq, a predicted model, not a curated record